UGGGGUGAAAGAGGAAAAUGAAGAGGAUAAAUAAAUUAAAUAAGCACCAGCUAGCAAGCUGUUUGCCUCCUUUAUCUUUCCGUCUCCUUCUCAUCUUUCCUCUCUUUCUCUGCAACUCUCUUGUGUUUGAUGUGAUUCUCUUCAUCACUAACCCUUUACAAAAAGAGAAAGCUCUCCGAGAGAUAAGAGCCAUGGUUUUCUCAUCCAUUCCAGGCUAUCUGGAUCCACCCAACUGGCAGCAACAGCCAUCUAAUCAUCAUCAACAACAAGGAGGUGGCACGGAUCAGAGUUCCCAUCUUCUUCCGCCACCGCCGCCACCUUCUGGAGGACCUGGAGAUGGUAAUGGUGGAGCAGGCACGAUCAGACCUGGAUCCAUGUCUGAUCGCGCCAGACAGGCCAAGUUGCCGCAGCCCGAGACAGCCCUAAAAUGUCCACGAUGCGAAUCCACAAACACCAAGUUUUGCUACUUCAACAAUUACAGCCUCACGCAGCCGCGCCACUUCUGCAAAACUUGCCGGCGCUACUGGACCCAAGGAGGAGCGCUGAGAAGUGUGCCGGUCGGAGGAGGCUGCAGAAGGAACAAAAGAAGCAAAAGGUCAAAGUCACCAGCAUCUGCAUCAGCAGCAGAUCAUCAUCUCCAGCGCCAAGGCGGAGCUGGUACGAGCUCCAGCACUGUUUCAAACUCCAACAGCUGCAGUACUAGUGAAAAUCUCUUAGGCCAUCUGGCUGUUCCGCCACAUCAAUUUCCUUUUCUGCCAUCUUUACAUCAUCUAAGUGAUUAUAGUUCCGGCGGCUUAAGUUUCGGUGGGAUUCAACAACCUUCUGGUGUCGAAUUUCAUAGUCAGAAUAUUGGUGCCAGUGGAAGUAGUGGUGGUGGUGUUAGGUCUAUUUUGUCAACUGGACUUGCUGAGCCCUGGAGAUCAUCGCUUCAGCACCAACAGGUUCAACAAGGGCAGCAAUUUCCUUUCUUCCCUAAUUUGGAGCCACCAAAUGGUCAUGGGUUAUUCCAGUUUGAAGGUAAUCAAAAUAAUGCUCAGGAUAUAGCGAAUUACGGAAGAGGAGGUGGUCAGCUCCGUUCGAAGACAUUAGUUGAUUCAAGCAUUGGGGUUACACCGGUGGCUAAUGUGAAAAUGGAAGAAAGCCAAGUGUUGAAUAUGUCAAGAAAUUUCUUGGGUAGUCUUGGAAAUGAUCAUCAUCAGCAAUACUGGGGUGGUACUACUACUAGUUCUGGUGGCAUUAGUAAUGCCUGGACUGAUCUUUCAGGUUUCACUUCUUCUACCAGUCAUCUCUUAUAAUGUUUUGAUGAUCAUCUAGGCCUCUGAUCGAGUUUCCAACCAACAAUUAAGCAACCUUAACCGUUGAGAUUUAUCGAAUUUUCAAA
This is a messenger RNA of Argentina anserina (silverweed cinquefoil), 1381 nucleotides long. RefSeq names its product dof zinc finger protein DOF2.4-like. Gene Ontology annotation, molecular function: DNA binding; DNA-binding transcription factor activity. Bases 18 to 1295 code for a protein of 425 amino acids. Lineage: Eukaryota; Viridiplantae; Streptophyta; Magnoliopsida; Rosales; Rosaceae. The record is from RefSeq and is a predicted model, not a curated record. The transcript has 2 exons. Gene Ontology annotation, biological process: regulation of DNA-templated transcription.